AUGGAAACAUUACCAAAGUUAUUGGAGAAGAGAACACAGAGACAAUCAGGUAAUUGAGAGUUGAAUUUUAGAAAUCUAGAGAAGUCUAUCUUGGCAGAAACCAAGGAACAAGACGCCACUAGAUGUCAGAGCAUUCUUAAUAAAUUUUCCCCAGAGAAAUGAGAAAUUGAGCCAUUGGAUUCAGACUCUGGAGAAAUUUCAAAGAAUAGUGAACUUUGAAUUUAUUUCAGCAUAUUUAGAGAUGCCAAACUUGUGCAAAGUUUGAAGCAUCUCAAGUUCUUAGAUCUAAAUUGGUUUAGUUUUAAUAAUGUUGAUUCUAAAAAUAUGCAUUUAGUAGAUUUCUUAGAAUCCUCAUUCCCAAAUAAAACUAAUGCGUUAUGUUUUUGGUCCAAGAACGGAAUGGAUCUGAAUAGGUCCAAUUACUUAAACCCACUGAUCAAUCUCAGUUCUAAAGUCAGCCAAAAGUGUCAUUUCAAUCUUUCACCAUUGGCUUUCCCUCACUGAAGAGACUGGUGGCAGCUUACAAACAUGUCAUAGUGUUAAAGCUGCUCGGUUGCAAGUUAUCAAUUCCAACUGUACCUGAUUUUUCAAAGGUUCUUACAAAUUGCCAACUCCAAGAGAUAGAUUUAUAUUGGUCAGGAGACUCUGAUCGAAGCGACUGGAAAACAACUUUGGCCAAUUCAAGAACUUAGUGCAAGGAUUAGCAAGUUCUCCAGAUUUAAGAGCGAGUCUCAAAAAGGUAUAUAUUAACGAAUGUGGAGUAAAAUAAUGUGAAACUGAACAAGGUUUUGGAGAAAACUGACAAGGAGAAGUUGAAAUA
Messenger RNA from Moneuplotes crassus, 820 nucleotides. The record is from the annotation of a GenBank genome assembly. Lineage: Eukaryota; Ciliophora; Spirotrichea; Euplotida; Euplotidae.